Molecule: messenger RNA, 836 nt
Organism: Mercenaria mercenaria
Lineage: Eukaryota; Metazoa; Mollusca; Bivalvia; Venerida; Veneridae
Exons: 2
Coding region: 162-773 (203 amino acids)
Source: RefSeq, a predicted model, not a curated record
GUUAUGCCCAUGAAUGUGUCAACUCUCGAUGUAUAGAUGAAGACCUCGCGUGUAAUGGCUAUGACUCGUGCGGUGAUGGUUCCGGUUGUAAUCUUGGCACGGGCGCAAUUGUUGGAAUAGUAAUUGGUUCCCUUGCCAGUGGAACGUUUUUAAUCAUCCUAAUGGUGUAUUGUAUUUACAGAAGGAGACAUGAAUGUAAAAAAGUUCUGAAUCUAGAUUCUCACCAGGAAGGAAUUCAAAACACUGUAGUGCGUCAUGACGAUUUUCUAUCACGUGACCAAACUUCAUACCCUCUCUCACAGGAUACUUCAGCACAAGACCAAGGUCUGUACACUGUCUCAUCUACUGCUGUAACUGAAACAGACAGCGAAAUUAUGACACAGACAAACCAAGAAGAUCUGCUUCCAUCAUAUACUGCGCUAUUUGGCGAUAACCCAGUGGAAAAUAGACAAUAUCAUAAUACCCUAAGUGGAAGGAAUUUAACAAACGGCCAAGAAGAAGAAAAUGAAAAUACUACUCAGCCUCCGUCAUAUACAAAACUUUUUGGCAAUAAUCCAGUAGGGAGGCAAUAUCACGAAACCUUGAAUGAACGUAUACAGUCAUCAAUGAACAAUGCAACACGUGAACAGCAAAACUUUCCAGCAAAUAGCCAAGAAGAACAAAACGAAGAUAGUACUCAGUCUCCACUACAUACUGAAAUAUCUAGAAACAUCACAUUAGGGGUAAAUAAUAUGGAAAGACCUGCGAGGGCAGUUUUAGAGACCCCUAUUUGAACAGUCAUUUAGUUUUAUUUCAUUCUGAAUAAGAAACAGAUUGGUGAAAAUUAUAGCGGAAAA